AUGUCUAGCACAAUCAUCUCUCUCGUGUCCAUGGCAAUUAUGACAUCUUAUGUCAUCCAUGCCUCACCCGUCACGUACUACAGGUUCCCGAUCCACGUGAACACCGUGAACAUUGCCAACAACGUGAUCCAGUCGAGGGUCAGCCAACGCGACGUCUUCGGGCUGUCCAAGACGCUGUCCGGGGGCGCUGACUCCGUCGUCUCCAGCCUCGACCUUCCUUUGCCUGAAGUGUCCAGCAGCGUCAAACAGAAGCGCUCUCGGCAUUCCAACAGCGAAGUGAGAAUUCCGGACUCUGUUGCCGAGACUCGUGAUCUGGACUCGAGCAACGGCGACUACGAGGACGACCUUCAUUACGACGACCACCCUUCUGCGGACGACUACCCCGCUCAGGACGACUACCCCGCCCAUGAGGACCACCUUGGCCAUGAGGGUGUGCGCGCUAAGCUCCUCGCUGCCAUGGGAUUGUCCUCGGCACCUUCCCUACACCACGGCACGGGUCGCGGGCGUCACGUACCCGAGUACAUGUGGAGUAUGUACCGCCAGCUGGUCUCUUCGCCCGCGUCCUGCUCCAACACGGCUUUCGUCAGCGUCCCUAAUCUAUUCGGCGACUUCUCCACCGGCUGCCACGCCCAAGAGAUCUUCUUCGAUCUCAGCCGCGGGGAGGAAGCCGGCCACAACCUCCAGUCUGCGCAUCUGCACGUCGAACUCCCGCUCAAAGCCGGCCACAAGCACAAGAAGGCCGCCCACAGCAAGCACGCCCACAAGAAGACCCCACACCAUCACCUACCCCACACCGCCGCCCUUCUUGAGGUUACGCUUGCCUUCCUGGACAACACCACUGCCCCGAGGAAGAAGAUCAUAACCGAGGGGGAAGACGCCGUGUUUGACGUCACAUCUGAAGCCCAAGCGUGGAGUAACGGGAGCGGUCCUCGCGUCGCCGUCACAGUCCGGCCUCUCACUGACGUCUCCAACACCGAGCACCACAGGGAGGACGUCGGCUGCAGCAGCAUGAAAUGGGAAGCCUCCCUCAUGGUAGCCUGGGACGACACCUCAGCUUGCUCCUCCCAAGGGGAACUCUCCUACCCGCCGCAGGGCCUCCAGAAGGACGAGGAUGUGGAGGAGGAGGAGGAAGAUGAAGAAGAAGAAGACGAAGUCUACGAGGAUUACUUCGGCAUGAGCGAAGAGUCUUCAGGGAGCCGCGUGCGAAGGGGAGCUCACGGCGCCAACAAGAAGGGCCGCGGGAAGAAGACCUGCAAGCUGCGAUCCAUGUACGUCAACUUCAGGGAAAUCGGAUGGAACUCCUGGAUCAUCGCUCCUACUGGCUACGAAGCCGGCUCCUGCUACGGCCGCUGCACCUUCCCUCUCCAGUCGCACAACACCGCCACCAACCACGCCGUUGUGGCUGCCCUUCGUCGGGAGCUCCAGGGCAGAGGUCGAGGCCCCAGCUGCGUCCCCACCCGACUCGAGGCCAUCUCCCUGCUGUACUACGACGAGGCUAACAACGUCGUCCUCAAGCAGUACCCCGACAUGGUUGCCAAGAGCUGCGGCUGUCGCUAAGGGCUCCGGGAUAGCUUGGUCGCCGCGGCCCUCGUUAGUCCAGUUAUAGCAACUAUCAUCGUUAGUUCAAUUACCUGCAUUAUCGUCGUUAUUUCACCUAUCGCCGUUAUCACCGUUAAUCCACUUACGUCCAUUAUCACCAUUAUUUCAAUGAUCUGUAUCAUCAUCGUCAUUCCACUUACGUUCAUUAUCACUGAUAUCUCAUCUCCUUCAUUCAUUUCAUUUCACACCUCAUCACUUGCAAUUUUCCUUACUCAAGUCUUAGUCAUCAUCUUCUUCUUCCAUCUAUGACACUUUUCUUUAUUCAUUUGUCUUUAUCCAUCCUUUCCUCUCUUGUUCUCUAUUCGCACCAAUUGGUUUUCUCUCCAUUGUGCUCAU
This is a messenger RNA of Penaeus indicus, 1935 nucleotides long. RefSeq names its product bone morphogenetic protein 2-like. The transcript has 7 exons. NCBI's taxonomy places the organism in Eukaryota, Metazoa, Arthropoda, Malacostraca, Decapoda, Penaeidae. Gene Ontology annotation, molecular function: cytokine activity; growth factor activity. The record is from RefSeq and is a predicted model, not a curated record. Bases 1 to 1557 code for a protein of 518 amino acids. Gene Ontology annotation, cellular component: extracellular region.